GUCCAAACCCCUCACCAAACCAAACCACUCUGCUCCGCCUCCCGAACAAAAACCUCUCCUUUGCUCUGCAAUGCGCGUGUAGCACCGCCGCGGAAACCGCUCCCCCGGCCGGCACCGACCGCGAUGCCGUCAUCGCCGCCGCCGCCCGGUCCGUCGGGCGAACUGGUGCCGCCGUGGCUGAGAGCCCUGCCGCUGGCGCCGGAGUUCCACCCGACGGAGGCCGAGUUCGCGGACCCCGUCGCCUACAUCCUCAAGAUCGAGCCCGCCGCGGCGCGCUACGGCAUCUGCAAGGUCAUCCCGCCCUGCGCGCCGCCGCCCAGGAAGACCACCCUCGCCAACCUCGCCCGCUCCUUCUCCGCACUCCCCUCCUCCUCCCCGACCUUCCCGGCCCGCCACCAGUACGUCGGCCUCUACGCGCGCCGCCCGCUGCCGGCGGUCCAGACCGCCUGGCUCUCCGCGCGCCGCUACACGCUGCAGCAGUUCGAGUCCCGCGCGGCCGCCGCCCGCGGCCCGCUCCUCGCCCGCCUCGGCGUGCCCGCCUCCAGCCGCCUCUCCCCGCUCGACCACGACGCGCUCUUCUGGCGCGCCGCCGCCGCCGACCGCCCCGCCACCGUCGACUACGCCAGCGACCUGCCCGGCUCCGGCUUCUCCGCCCCCGCCCCGCGGCACCACCACCCCGCCCCCGCGGCGCGGCGCCACGUCGGCGACACGGCGUGGAACAUGCGCGCCGCCGCCAGGAGCCCCGGCUCGCUGCUGCGGUUCGCGCGCGACGAGGUGCCCGGGGUCACCACCCCCAUGCUCUACGUCGCCAUGCUCUUCAGCUGGUUCGCCUGGCACGUCGAGGACCACGACCUCCACAGCCUCAACUACAUGCACUUCGGCGCCGCCAAGACCUGGUACGGCGUGCCGCGCGACGCCGCGCUCGCGUUCGAGGACGUCGUGCGCCUGCGCGGAUACGGCGGGGAGGUCAACCCCGUAGAGACCUUCGCCACGCUGGGGAAGAAAACUACCGUCAUGUCCCCGGAGGUUUUCGUGGAAUCAGGGGUGCCCUGCUGCAGGUUGGUGCAGAAUGCAGGGGAGUUCGUGGUCACGUUCCCGGGAUCAUAUCACAGCGGUUUCAGCCAUGGUUUCAACUGUGGUGAGGCAUCAAAUAUAGCUACUCCUGAAUGGUUGACAGUAGCGAAAGAGGCAGCAAUCCGGAGGGCAUCAACCAACCGACCCCCCAUGCUUUCGCACUAUCAGCUGCUUUAUGAACUUGCACUGUCAAUGGGCAUCAGGGACCCAUCCAUUGGGGUAAUGGAACCACGGAGUUCUAGAUUAAAGGAAAAGAAGAAGGGCGAAGGAGGGCAAUUGGUCAAGAAGUUAUUUGUCCAAAAUGUUAUUCAAGACAAUGAACUGCUUAGUUGUCUUCUGAAUGAUGGAUCUUCUUGUAUUGUUCUUCCUAUAACUGCUCAUGAUGGUCCUGUUCUUUCAGCUCUGCGCUCAAGAUACCAAUUAAGACCUAAAUCCAAUUUGUCAGAUAACCUAUGCAGUAGUGGAGAAACUCUGGAAGCUUCGAGAUGCUUACCGCAGAAUGAAGCAUUUGAUUUGAAUGGUGAAAUUAGAAACUGCAGUGCUUUGUCUUCAUCCAAAGAAAGGUCAUUAGCAGUCUGCUCUGGAAAGAAAUACCCACCAGCAAGACGUAUGCAUGAUUGUGUAAAUCUCUCUAGUUCACCUGACACAAAUAAUUCAGAAGGUGAUGAGGUGGAUGUAAUCAGUGCUGCUGGGCUCUUAGAUCAGGGUUUAUUAUCCUGUGUCAGCUGUGGGAUUUUAAGUUUCUCGUGUGUGGCUGUCAUCAAACCAAGAGAGUGUACAUCAAACUACUUCAUGUCUUCUGAUUAUAAUUUGAUUAAUGAUAAGCUUUUUGCAUCUGGAGGGAGUCACCUGGCAAAUGCAACGGGAAGAGAAGGGACUAGUGGUGACAUUCUAAGAUUCGGUUUUGAACCGUAUGGCAAUGAAAUGCUUUCUGAUGCUGAACCUGUCAACGGAAAUUCUGCUCUUGAUCCUCUGGUGGCUGCUUAUGGAGAUCAAUCAGAUUCCAACGAAGAUAUUCGGAACGAAAAACUUAAGGUCUCUCAUGAAUCCAUGGAAUUAUCGGGGCAGAUGACUGAACCACAGCACAAUGGCUCAAGUAAUAUCUGUUGUGAUGGAACGAAGAUUUCCUCAAGUAGCGACAAAUGCCACCAAAUUCCAUCAUCCCAGAGCUCUCUGUGUAUUGGUGGCUCAGGUAUUUCAGAUGGACCAAGAGGUGUUCGCACAAGAAACAAAUAUAAACUUAAGCAGGCUCUGUCUGAAGGUUUUCAGCUAAAGGAUAAUCGUCUGACAAUGGAACAGAAGGUUCUACCUGAACCGUCAAACCCAAAUAAGAUUCUGAAGGAGGGACCACUUGAUGCCAGCGGCACAGAUUAUCAUUGUAUAUGUAACAGCACCGCAAUCGUUAUGGAUGACCCUGGAACCUCUGCUGCUACAAUGAACAACUUAAAUAAACCGAUUGUGAAGUUUGAUAAGGAUUCAUCAAGAAUGCAUGUAUUUUGUCUUGAGCAUGCUGUUGAGGUUGAGAAGCAACUUCGAGCAAUUGGUGGUGCAAAUGUUAUUCUUUUAUGUCGUCCAGAAUAUCUUAAAAUAGAAGCAGAAGCAAGGUCGUUAGCUGCAGAAAUGGAAGUUGAGUAUGACUGGAAGGGCAUCCAUUUCAGGGAAGCCAAAAGGGAGGACAGGGAGAUGAUACAAGAACUGCUGCAGGAUGAGGAGUCAAUACCAACAAGCAGUGAUUGGACUGUAAAACUGGGAACUAAUCUUUACUACAGUGCAAAUCUGUCCAAAUCUCCUUUACACAACAAACAAAUACCAUACAACAGGGUCAUCUAUAGGGCAUUUGGCUGCAAUUCUCCAAACAACUCACCAGAAGAUCUGAAAACUUGCGAGAGGAGUCAAGGCAGGCAGAAGAAAAUAGUCAUUGCUGGCAGGUGGUGUGGGAAAGUAUGGAUGUCAGACCAGGUCCAUCCAAUCCUAGCUCAGAGAAUUGAAGGCAGUGAACUGGAAGAGAGUGACAAUUCUGGUGGAGUGGCAGCCUCCAAAAGAAGCACUGCAACAGAUGUAAUGAAAUCAAGCAAGAGAAGGGGGAACAUGACUCUGGAGGAAACAGAUACAAAGAGGCCCAAACAAACUAAGGAGUACAGUCCCAAAGCAUUAAAACGUGUUGCUCAAGUGUCCUUCCCCUCACCAACUGGAACUGUUCUCCGUGUUAGCUCCAGGAUUGCCAAUAGACCAAAUAAGGUGAAAUCAGAGAUGACAGAAGAAGAAGAUGAUGAUCCUGCUAGCCGUCCAAAGUCAAAGGUUACUUUCCAUUCGCGAACAAGAGCACCACAGAAGACUGAAGUCGAAGCAAGGAAGCAAAUGAAGAUAAGCAGAGGAGACAUUAUGAUGGAUCCAGCUACUCCAAAGGAUGAAGAGGAGCACCCAUACUCUGCAGAGGGUUCUCCUGUGAGCUCUGACAGUAAUUGGGAUUUGUAUCCGCGUAAGCACCGAACCAGAACAGAAGCAAAGAUCCAACUGAAGAAAUCUACAGGAGAGAAGAAGAGGACUCCAAGAGAUCCAGUGCAUGCCGAAGAGUACAUGUGCAGUAUCGAUGGCUGUUAUACAAGCUUCGACACGAAAAAUGAACUCUCCAUGCACGAGCGCGACGUCUGCCCCGUCAAUGGCUGCGGGAAGAAGUUCAUCACGCACAAGUACCUGCUGCAGCACCACAAGGUUCACACGGAUGACCGUCCGCUGAAGUGCCCGUGGGAGGGCUGCGGCAUGGCGUUCAAGUGGGCCUGGGCAAGGACAGAGCAUCUCAGGGUUCAUACGGGCGACAGGCCCUACGUUUGCCAUGAGCCAGGGUGUGCACAGACGUUCAGGUUCGUGUCAGAUUUCAGCCGUCACAAGCGCAACACAGGCCAUUCACCCAAGGGGACGAGAACCGAGGCAUGAUCGGCCAAGGCAGGAGCAAGUUAUGAUGGUAUACCAGAAGCUACAGUGGUAGGAUUGUGUAUAUUCAAGCAAUGCCCGGAGCCCAUGGUAGUCUGCUCACGGUUUCUUUAGCUUAGCACUCAGUAUAUCGUUAUUUCCUGAAUUGUAUUAGCUAGCACCGCAAUCGGUGUGCUUGCUAUGUCCAUAAUUCCGUUCAUUGAUCAUUUCAAUGAUUGCCACUUUACCUUAGUUUAGCACUGAUUUAUGUAUGAUGUAUUGACAUUACCACCAAAUGCACGGUUAACUGUCAUGUUCAAUCUAAUCUCUCUUUUAGUUUCACUUC
Molecule: messenger RNA, 4330 nt
Organism: Lolium perenne
Lineage: Eukaryota; Viridiplantae; Streptophyta; Magnoliopsida; Poales; Poaceae
Product: lysine-specific demethylase JMJ705
Biological process (GO): regulation of gene expression; chromatin remodeling
Cellular component (GO): nucleus; chromatin
Molecular function (GO): histone H3K4me/H3K4me2/H3K4me3 demethylase activity
Source: RefSeq, a predicted model, not a curated record